UUUAAAUGGGAUGUGCAUUUAACGAGAGGGAAUCAAAGGUGUAAAGAUGUGCCGAUACACCUUCAGAAGUGAACCGAGCGCCGUUUGAUGGGACCGAGAAGGCCCGUAGAAUCUACUAUGCUCGCAGUACAAUACGAUACCGGGAAGAGCAGGAAGAGCAGAUGCUGAUGCUGAUGGAUUUCAUCAGCGAGAAGGACUCUUGGCACCGAGAGCCAAGACUGGACCUGCAUCUUUAGAUUUGACUCGGGUAGCUGCAGAAUUGGCUCAGUUCGUGAGUGUUGUUAGGUGCGGCAAGGCAAAGCAAAGCAAAGCAUAUGACUGGCUGAUGUGUUGUUCGAGAAUGUUUUGAGGAGAAGAGAGUUUGAAUCGGCGAAGAUGCCAGAACUGCCGGAGGUCGAAGCUUCGCGCAAAUUCGUCGAGGACCACUGCCUCGGCCAGCCCAUAGUGAGGGCCGAAGUUCAAAGUGACACCAAAGUUCUGUGCAAUGUGAGCGCGCAGGCUCUUGAAGAAGCUCUUACUGGCAGGACCAUAGUCCGGGCUGGACGUAAAGGAAAGCACUUGUGGUUGGAGCUGGACCAACGUCCUUGGCCCGUUUUCCAAUUUGGAAUGACGGGUGCAAUUUUGAUUAAAAAUUUUAAAGGUGUUUGUUACAAGCGGUCUGCUGCCAAUGACGAAGAAGAAUGGCCCUCAAAAUAUGCGAAGGUGCUCGUGGAGUUGGGAAACGGAGUGCAGAUGGCCUUCACCGAUAGUCGGCGCUUUGCGAGAAUUCGCCUACUUCAAGAUCCCCCAACAGAGUCACCUAUAUCAGAAUUGGGUCCAGAUGCCUAUUUGGAGCUUCCAGACAAUGACGCGUUCAGACAGGCUGUCCAGUUAAGGAAAGGAUCGAUAAAAGGUGUUAUUCUUGAUCAGAGUUUCCUGGCGGGCAUAGGGAACUGGAUAGCAGAUGAGGUUCUAUAUCAGGCUCGGAUACAUCCAGAAACACUAGCUUCCAACAUGACUUCUGAAGAUUGCGGAAGACUGCACAGAGCUAUUCAAGAGGUAGUGUAUUUCUCAGUCACAGCAAAUGCCGACCACGAAAACUUUCCGAAGCACUGGCUGUUUCAUCUGCGGUGGAACAAAAGGCCUGGCUCUUUGGACGGAAACAAAAUAGACUUCAUCAAAGUCGGAGGACGGACUUCUGCUUAUGUACCAGCUCUCCAGACACCGAUGUUCUUCACAACAUCCAAAAAAUCAUCCAGAAAAGAGAAGACUUUGGAUGGCUGCAAGCUGGCUAUCGAGAAAGUCUUGAAAGCAAGAUCUAGCGUGCAAACCUCCAGGAAAAGCAGGAAGGCCAAAAUUUGCGAUACUAAAGACGAGGUUAUUCUUGAAGAGAGAAAAACAGAAUCUAAUGUAUUUGCAGAGAGUGAGGCAGCGAGAGCAAUUGUGCACGAAAAGCCUUCCAAGAGGCGGAAAAAGUCGGACCCUGGUGAUGCACUUGAGAGUAGGAAAGCAGUAACCAAAAUUGUACGGAGGACAGGGUCAAGAAAGGCAGGAUCUAAUGUAUUUGCGGAGGGUGAGGCAGUGAGAGCAAUUGUGCACGAAAAGCCUUCCAAGAGGCGGAAAAAGUCCGACCCUGUUGAUGCACUUGAGAAUAGGAAAGCAGUAACGAAAACUGUUCGGAGGACAAGGUCAAGAAAGGCAGAAGUGCAGUAAGGUAUUCAUCCUUCAUUGCUCCCAAAAUUGUGAAGGGUUCGUUCGUGGUAAGGACAACAAACCUCAUCGAGAAACCCUCUUUUCCAAAGCUGAAGUAAAGUCAGAAACAACGAUUGUAGUCACAUUGAGCUUGAGUUGUGAACCACACUCACCAAUGUUACAUUCGACUGCUGAAGUGAUACAAAAGAGCAGAGGUGGUUUGCAUAUAGAACUUGCAAGGUGACUUCUUAACUGUCUACGGAACUAAACCUCUAAACUUAAGUGCAGAGGUUUAGUGUGUCAGAGCUGUCUGUCUCUCUGGAAGCACGUAUCCCGAAAAUGACUUGUACCUAUCAGUUGAUGACGUGCGCCAGUGCUUUGAAGAGGAUCUUGGACGACGCGCCCGAAGAUGAUUGUCUGAUCGCCAGGCAGUUUAGCGUCAACUCUAAUGAGCGUAUGUGAGUAAUUGUUCUUUGCACCCGAAUGAGGCCAUGGUAGAUGAUAUGGAAAUGGACGAUCUGCUCCAGAAUCGAAAGUCACCUUCCAGCCUUCAAAAGAGGCGGCUGGCAUGUCAACUAUAAUGGUCUCCUUCGAAUCCGUCUGCCCGUCUGCAGUCUCGAUCUGUUAUUUUGUCGUUUGUAGAAAGAACCCUUCCUCCCACUGAUACUGAAAUUCGCUCAUUGAUCCUCUGGAGUUUAUCUUAAUCACUAGCUACUGGCGUAGGCUCUG
This is a messenger RNA of Marchantia polymorpha subsp. ruderalis, 2400 nucleotides long. The record is from the annotation of a GenBank genome assembly. NCBI's taxonomy places the organism in Eukaryota, Viridiplantae, Streptophyta, Marchantiopsida, Marchantiales, Marchantiaceae.